GGGUCGGGCGUAAAAGUCGCCAGGUUUUGGAUGCGCAGUUCGGCCUUCUUUCAUGCUUGUUUCAUGUCAAGAUUGUAUUCGGAAGAUCGAAAAUUUGGGUACAUCGCUGCAAACAAAUUUCAUCGCGGAAACUAGUGCUGCAGUGCGAGCUUAUUUCGACAAAGGGUUUUUGUUCGAAGCAAAGUUCCUAUCUCAGGUACAAAUGCCGAAUACUCAGGAAACUCGGGCCAGUGCUCCGGAAGAGCCUAAGGAAAAUAAGGAAGUGAAGGGAAAAAGUGUCAGUGAAAAUGAAGUUGCCGAUGCUAAGCAGCCUGGAAUCCGGGAAAUAAGGGUUAUGUCAGCUAGAGCAUACCAGGCGAAGUUGAAGAGUAUUUGCUCAGCAAAAACGAACGGUUCCGGGAUAGACAUCUGAAAUGAAGGAAGAAAAUCUUCAGGUGGAGCUACAGAUUGAUUAGAUGCUGACGUGUCUAAGGAUAGUGCUGCAGGAACCUGUAUGUGUGAACAGUACUCAGACUUUGUGGUUGACAUUUAAAUUCACAUAGACGGGGAUACUGCUGCAGACGGCACGAUAACUCUAGAACGGCAUUUGAAAUUUGCAAAGAUCGUAUUGCUCUAAAACAGUACUUUCAAAGCCGACUUCAACCCUAAUUUCAGACUUAAAGAUUGGUUGAUGAUA
Molecule: messenger RNA, 676 nt
Organism: Marchantia polymorpha subsp. ruderalis
Lineage: Eukaryota; Viridiplantae; Streptophyta; Marchantiopsida; Marchantiales; Marchantiaceae
Source: the annotation of a GenBank genome assembly